AUGGCCGCCUCUCCGGGCCCCGCAGGCGGUGGCGGCGCCGGGGCAGCGCACGGCUCCGGCCAGUCGGGCUUCGCCUUCGACUCCGGACUCGAGAUCAAAACUCGCUCGGUGGAGCAGACGCUGCUGCCGCUGGUUUCUCAGAUCACCACACUUAUUAAUCAUAAAGAUAAUACCAAAAAGUCUGAUAAAACUCUGCAAGCAAUUCAGCGUGUAGGACAAGCCGUCAACUUGGCAGUUGGAAGAUUUGUUAAAGUGGGGGAAGCUAUAGCCAAUGAAAACUGGGACUUGAAAGAAGAAAUAAAUAUUGCCUGUAUUGAAGCUAAACAAGCAGGAGAAACAAUUGCAGCACUUACAGAUGUGAGCAGCCUGAAUCAUCCAGAGUCAGAUGGCCAGAUCACAAUUUUUACAGAUAAAACAGGAGUCAUAAAGGCUGCAAGAUCACUUCUUUCUUCAGUGACGAGAGUGUUGCUGCUGGCAGAUCGAGUAGUCGUCAAGCACAUAAUAAGAUCGAGAAAUAAGGUUCUUGCAACUAUGGAAAGACUGGAGAAAGUGAAUAGCUUUCAAGAGUUUGUCCAAAUAUUCAGUCAAUUUGGAAAUGAAAUGGUGGAGUUUGCACAUCUAACUGGAGAUAGACAAAAUGAUUUGAAGGAUGAAAAGAAAAAGGCAAAAAUGGCAGCAGCUAGGUCAGUUCUUGAAAAGUGUACAAUGAUGCUGCUCACAGCUUCAAAGACUUGUCUCAGGCAUCCCAACUGUGAGUCAGCCCAUAAAAACAAAGAAGGAGUAUUUGACCGGAUGAAAGUGGCAUUGGAUAAGGUCAUUGAAAUUGUGACCGAAUGCAAACCAAAUGGAGAGAAUGACAUUUCAUCUAUCAGUAUUUUUACUGGGAUUAAGGAAUUCAAGACGAAUAUUGAAACUCUUCGGGAGAACCUUUAUUUUCAGUCAAGAGAGACUCUCUCAGUGAUGUUGGAAGCCCUCUUGGAGCGCACGGAGGACUUCACUGAUUGUGCCUACACCAGCCAUGAGCACAGGGAACGCAUCUUGGAACUGUCAGCUCAGGCGAGGACGGAAUUGCAGCAGUUAAUUUCUGUGUGGAUUCAAGCUCAAAGCAGGAAAACAAAAAGCAUCACUGAAGAACUGGAACUCACUAUAUUGAAAAUCAGUCACAGUCUCAAUGAACUUAAGAAAGAGCUUCAUAGCACAGCAGCUCAGCUGGGAGCAGAUCUGUUAAAAUGCCAUGCUGAUCAUGUGCUUCUAAAAGCGUUAAAACUUACUGGAAUAGAAGGAAAUUUAGAAGGUUUGGCUGAAUAUGCCUGCAAACUCUCUGAACAGAAAGAGCGGCUUGUUGAGACCUGUCGAUUGUUGAGACAUGUAUCUGGGACAGAACCUCUUGAAAUAACCUGUCUACAUGCAGAGGAGACAUUUCAGGUGACUGGCCAGCAGAUAAUUUCUGCUGCUGAAACUUUGACAUUGCAUCCAUCUAGUAAAAUUGCUAAAGAAAAUCUAGAUGUAUUCUGUGAAGCCUGGGAAUGCCAAAUUAGUGAUAUGUCAAUACUGCUGAGAGAAAUCAAUGAUGUGUUUGAAGGAAAACGAGGAGAGAAGUAUGGCUACCUUUCACUUCCAAAGCCAGUGAAGAAUAGUGCAAACCUGAGAUCAUUAAAGGCAGACAAGCCUGACUCUGAGGAGCAAGCCAAGAUAGCAAAGCUUGGACUCAAACUGGGUUUGCUCACUUCUGAUGCCAACUGCGAGAUUGAGAAGUGGGAGGAUCAGGAGAAUGAGAUGGUUCUGUAUGGAAGGAACAUGUCCAGUAUGGCCUAUUCUCUGUAUUUAUUUACUAGGGGAGAGGGGCCGCUAAAAACUUACCAGGAUUUAAUUCAUCAACUAGAGGUUUUUGCUGAAGAGGGUUUGAAGCUUGCGUCGAGUGUACAGGCUUUCUCAAAACAGCUGAAAGAUGAUGACAAACUUAUGCUUCUCCUGGAAAUAAACAAGUUUGUUCCUCUCUGCCACCAACUCCAGACAAUAAUUAAGACACCUUUGCAGAAUCAAGUGUUUCUAAAGGUUGAUAAGUGUAUUACAAAGGCAAGGUCCAUGAUGGCUGUUUUGGUUCAGCUUCUCUCACUUUGCUAUAAACUGUUGAAGAAGAAAAACAUCUCUUGCUUGCCAGUUGUUAGAAAAAAGCAAGAGAAGAACAGUGAGUGCAGGGGCAGUCAGAUCUGGGAGGCUGAAGACAGAAUUGAGGCUUGUUAUGCAAGACAAAGAAGGAAGACUUGGUCAGGUUUUAAGAUCGGGCCUCUGCGUGCCGGCGUCGGGGGCUGUGAGAGCGGGGAACCCGGCCUGGCGCAGUGGGGCGAGGGCGGCGGGUGA
Rangifer tarandus platyrhynchus (Svalbard reindeer) is the source of this 2361-nucleotide messenger RNA. NCBI's taxonomy places the organism in Eukaryota, Metazoa, Chordata, Mammalia, Artiodactyla, Cervidae. The record is from the annotation of a GenBank genome assembly.